This is a messenger RNA of Drosophila bipectinata, 1357 nucleotides long. RefSeq names its product actin-binding protein IPP-like. Gene Ontology annotation, molecular function: protein binding. The record is from RefSeq and is a predicted model, not a curated record. Lineage: Eukaryota; Metazoa; Arthropoda; Insecta; Diptera; Drosophilidae.
UGCCAUGAGUUUAUACUUACCCUUUGGAUAAAUAAUACUCGUCCCCCUUUCCUUAAUCAUUUCUAGUAUUAUCUACAAACCAAAAUUCUAAUUGUAAACGAGACAAAAUGACCAAAAAGGAUGCAGCCAAGAAAGCAAAGGCAGAAAUUACCGAGGAAGAUCUGGACUUGCCCAUAUUCGAUGAAAAAACUAAGGAGCUGGUGGCAAAAUGCUGCGGAAAAGAAGUUAGCGGCACUUACGAAAUUCUGCCCGAAGUUAGCCUCAAGGACAUGGGUUUCGAAGAAUCUGAAAAACUCAUUAAAUGUGAAUUUGGCGCCAAAAGGGCAUUCAUUCUUGAUGAAAUCAAUAAAAUUGUAAGAGGCAAGAUUUGCCCCGACGUGGAGAUCCGUGUGGGCAAUAAAAGCUUCCGAUGCCACAUGCCCGUGUUGCAACUGUGCACAGAUUUCUUCAAGAAAUUCGACUCAACCGAUACGAUCACCAUAAGUGCGAAGGUGAUAAGUGCCAAGGGAUUCGAGCUGGCCUACGAGUGGAUGAUCAAUCCGGAGGCCAAGCUGCAGAGGCAACACAUCCUGGCGCUUUACGUGGCCGCCAAUUUCUUGGACAUGCCAGAGCUGCUGACUCAUCUGUGGAGUCGUCUUGAUGACCCUAAACUGAUAAUCCACGGAGACGCCUUUCAGCUGUACGUGGAAUCUAUACCCUAUAAGGUUUCCUUGCUUCAGGAGUUGAUGCUCGACCGCAUCCAAAAGUUCUUCCUGUUGGCCGUUGCCACCGAGGAGUAUCUGGACUUGGAUGCAAAGCACGUUUUUGAUAUGCUUUGCAACUCCAAUAUGUGCGUCAACUCCGAGAUGGAGAUGUUUAUGAGCGCCGUACGGUGGCUACUGCACGAUUGGAGCAGUCGACGGGAGUACGCAGUCACUCUGAUGCAAGCUAUUCGAUUCAAUUCCAUGCCAGCCUGGUACACCACCGUUCUGAAGGUGAAGCAACUAGAACCCCACAUGCAAGAGUUGCUGAACAUACCGGAGAUCGAGGCCAUGAUCAACCUGGGACUCUCGUUUUCCAUCACCGAAAAGUUCGUGGACCCUGCGUCGCCGCUGAAGGAGCCCUUGGGGCUGAAGAAGCCCCUGGAGCGACAGUGGGUCGUCCAUUCGGGAGUGCGCCAUCACCACAGCUACGAGUGCCCUAAGUGGCAGUUUCUGACCCUGGAAGUGUUCAACAAUUAUCUGGUACAGAUCAUCGCCGAAGGCCAAAGCUAUUUGGAAAAGCUGGAGCACGGCGUACCCGACCAGCUGAUGCCCUGCUGUCGAGCAUUAAAGAAUGGUUGAAUAAAUAAGCCCUGCCCCUGGGGAUCGAGAACCGA